Messenger RNA from Brachypodium distachyon (stiff brome), 1658 nucleotides. RefSeq lists its product as uncharacterized. The record is from RefSeq and is a predicted model, not a curated record. NCBI's taxonomy places the organism in Eukaryota, Viridiplantae, Streptophyta, Magnoliopsida, Poales, Poaceae. Bases 231 to 1217 code for a protein of 328 amino acids. The transcript is spliced from 7 exons.
CCCUUCCCGUGCUGUCUCUCCGAAAUUCCCCUCCAACAGUCCAACUUCCAUCCGCCGAAAACAGAAGGGCCCAAGCGAACGCGGAGAGUCGCUUCCCCGGAUUCCAGAAGCUUCCAGCACUGCGCCUGUCGGGCGCCCUGCGAGCGGGGCCAGAGAUUCAGCCGAGGAGCCCGCGAAUCGGAGCGCAAUGCCGCGCCGGCGGCGGUAGGGAUGGAGGCGGCGGCGGGGCCAUGGCGAGGGGAAUAGCGCGCGCGGCGUCGUUCGGCGGCCGCGCGACCGCCGGGUGGUUCUCGUACCGCCGCGUCACCGUGGCCGUCUGCCUCGGCAACCUCGUCGCCGCGCUGCUCGUGCUCCGCUCCCUCACCUCCUCCGCCCCCGCGCCCAAACGUGUUGAAGUGGUGCAGUAUACCGAGGAGCAGAUUAGGAGGGUGGAGGAGUCGAUCCGGAUUCGCCGCGAGGCUGAGCCCAUCGAGCUCGUCCAGGCGGUGAAGAAGCUGCGGAAGGUUUUCGCACGGGAGGAGAAAAGGCGGAAGAAGCUGCCGCUGGAGCUGAAGCAGAAGGUGUCAUAUGAGAUUGUGUGGCAACUGCACGAAUUAGGGGAUAACAGCAGUGUCAUCCAGCAACGAGAAGUUCUGGAAUCAUGGCGUGUCGAGACGCUAAAAGAUAUCAAGAGUGCAUCUACUCAGAAUUCAUCAAAUUUGGGCUUCUCCAAUGAGGAAGCACGAAUAUUAAAGCGAGCCCUGGAGUUCAACUGGCAUAUGCUAUUGGAGGACAUUGGUCUUUGGAUACCACUAGAAAUCUCACACACCGAACAUGAUGAUAAACCUGACAAUGAACCAGAAGAAGAGGAGAUAAUAGCAGGUCCACCUUUGGAUCCACAAUGUAACGCUGAGCUACAUGCUGAUUAUGGUGGUGCUGCCGUGAAAUGGGGCUUAACUCACCACAAAGAAUCUGCUGCUGAUUGUUGUCAAGCAUGUCUAGACCAGGCUAAGAAUGCCAAGCCAGGUGAAAUGAAGUGCAAUAUAUGGGUUUAUUGCCCAUCAGAGUUUGGUUGCUAUUCACCGGAUAAAUAUGAGCAUAAACAUCAGGAGUGUUGGUUGAAACAGGCUGACCAGCCUAAACUGAACUUUAAAGACAGGUAUUCCGAGUCUUACAGAGAUUCUCAUCCCAGAGCCCCUGUUGUUGUGCCCUGGAUGUCAGGUGUCACCAGCGCGUGAGCUGCUUGGCCCGUGCAGCCCAUUUGAGAUUGGGAGAUUUGCCCGGAUGCUGCUUUGCUGACAAACCUUCAUAUAUAUUCUUUGUUUGCCACGAUGCAGUUUUCUUUUUCACCGGAUAUUUCGCCAUGAUGGAAAACUUAGAUUAGACGAUCUGAUAGCACAAGGCUCCUUUGAGGGAGGCUUGUUGAGGUAGGGGUUAAAGGAUGCGGUGUUUAUGAACUAAAUCCAAUGAUUCAUCUGAGCCCAUGGUGACCUCCCAAUCUCAGUUCGUGGUCUUCUGUACUAUUGUUUUUAUGGGCAGGUUCUAAAAUGCAUUGCCGGUCACAUGUGAUCAUGGGUGUGAGCCUGUGAGGUUGUUAAAGUGCUUGAAAUUUUAAGGAGGCACGAAAACAAAAGCGUGAAUAUAGAGCAUGCUAUAUAAUAUGAGGACCUAUAAAGAUU